Aspergillus candidus is the source of this 1336-nucleotide messenger RNA. Its product is annotated as SDR family oxidoreductase. The coding region runs from base 276 to 1277 and encodes 333 amino acids. The record is from RefSeq and is a predicted model, not a curated record. The transcript is spliced from 3 exons. Lineage: Eukaryota; Fungi; Ascomycota; Eurotiomycetes; Eurotiales; Aspergillaceae. Gene Ontology annotation, molecular function: oxidoreductase activity, acting on the CH-OH group of donors, NAD or NADP as acceptor.
GAUUGUUGAUCAGUAAGAUCUGCGGCGGCCCCUUUUGGCCCGAUCGGGUUAAAACCUUCCGCCUCCAAACUGGUAUGUAUGCCGGCUGCCUGUUGCAGAAUUCCUCCUGGGGGAAUUGAUGCGAGAUUGCGCAAACAUAGGGCUUAUAGCUGAGGUAAUUUUAGUCCACGGACCGAGGGACGCCGUGAGAAAGCCCUUAAUAGUCGCAUAUAAAAAGGCCCAGAAAAACUUGUGAACGAUGGCGUUAAAACCGCCUAGAGUGGCAGAAAUUCGACAUGACGAAUAAACAAUUCCAGGUGUUAUUGCAUACAGCACAGUCGUUGUUUUCUGGGCUACCAGAAGGAAUCCAGAAAGUGCUGUUUAACUCCCGUGUACAAAAAGGUCUAGCAUUGUUCAUCGCCUUCCGACUUGCGAAAGGGGUCAACAGCUAUCUUUCGAGGCGCGCGCAGAACAACUGGUUGACAAUUGACCAGUGGGACCCGGCUACAGAGCUGGUAGCCCUCACGGGAGGAGCCAGUGGUAUUGGCAAACAGAUGGUGAAAGAUCUCUCGCAACAAAAUGUCAAGAUCGUGAUCCUGGAUGUAACGGAGCCGGACUAUCCGCUGCCCCCAAAUGUCUUUGUCUACCAGGCAGACAUCACCUCCCGAGCGGCCCUCAAACAAGUGGCAGACCAGAUCAGGAAAGACCAUGGUGACCCCACGGUCCUAAUCAACAAUGCCGGGGUAGCAUUGGGAGGGUCCAUCCUGGACGAAUCUGACGAGCAUAUCCGCCGCACCAUGGAAGUGAACACGCUUUCGCACUUUUGGACGGUUAAGGAGUUUCUACCUAGUAUGGUCGAGAAGGAUCACGGUCACAUCAUUACCGUGGCGAGCUUAGCCAGCUUUGUCAGCUUCGUGGGUUGUGUCGACUAUUCCUGCUCAAAAGCCUCGGCCUUGGCCUUUCACGAGGGUCUUACCCAAGAAAUUCGGCAUAUAUACGGCUCGAGGAAUGUUAGAACAAGUGUUAUUCAUCCUCUCUGGGUUCGCACUCCGAUGAUUGAAAAGAUGACGCAGGCUGGCAGCCACUGGAAAGAGCCAGUCUUAGAGCCUCAUGAGAUCUCAUCUGCUGUGAUUCGGCAAAUUGUUUCCGGUAAUGGUGGGCAGGUCGUGAUUCCUGGCUCGUACGGGCUAACUGCGCUUGUGAGGGCGUAUCCGAAUUGGAUCCAGGAAUGGAUUCGCAACACAGCGUCUGAGAAAAUUGUCACUCUGCGGCGUCUUGAGAGAGAGAUGAGUAAGUAGAUGGGGUGCUGAUAUGAGUAACCCAAGUGGAUGGCGAUAAGUUCAAACUUUGUGAUGAU